AUGAUAAGUGAAUAUCUUCUAGGAGCGCUUCUUGUGGUCUGUGUACAGGCAAUCGAAAUAAGUUCAUAUGCACGGGUUUCCAAAAGUGGCGAUUUUCAGCAAAACUCCAAUGCUACUGACAGCACGGCGAACCAAGAAACUGGACGAUCAUCAGGUGGCGGAGGCUUUCAAUUCCAACAUUUUCUCACAAACCCUGUCAAGUACAGAACCAGUAGUUACCAGGAGAACUACAAAACACCAAAAUAUAUUGUUUAUCCCAGCAACAGUCAGCAGAUGGAUUCUUCCAGCUCCUCAAGCAAAGAUGUUGCUAUGGAUCGAUUUGCACCAGGGGAAGCGUAUGGAGGCACGAUUUAUAAAAUAUUGAAAGCCAAACAGAAAGGCUACCAGUACCAAAAACCAAGCAACCCUUUGGAUGACUCAUCACCCCCGCCACCGCCACCGCCACCGCCACCACCAUCUCCAGCACCGCCACCUCCACCACCACCGCCACCAGCUCCAUCACAACCAUCAAUGACUCCACCCUCGCCUACAAUGAUUAUAGUAGCACCUACUCCUGUUCCUUCUAAUAGUGAUUCUAGUAUGAACUCAGUUCCAAGCUCCCCAUCAUCAAACCAAUACAUUCCUCCUCCCGAUCUUUACAAUUUUCCACCGAAUGUAAACUCAAACUAUUUGCCUCCUCCGGUCAAUGAACAACUCAAGUUUAAUGGUGUAUCAAGCUAUCUUCCACCUCCAGCCGGGUCAUCGCCAUCCGAUUCUGGACCACCACCACCAGAUGCCGGACCACCAUCAGAAUCUGAUGACAUGAUCGGAGCUAUACCGGUUGGUCCCGAUUAUCCCAAAUAUCUACCACCGAAUCCCUCCUACCUGCCUCCUCAAUCAAUGAUGAAUAUGCAACCCGAACCAAUGGACAUGCCUCCAAUGAUGAAUACCAUGGCUGCGUCACCCCCAAUGAUGAAUGACAUGGGUCCUCCAAUGGUCCCUGAACACCACCACUUCAGCGGAUACGAACACUAUCACCCUCAUGACCAUUUUCCAGAGUAUAUAUACGAUGAACCCCAUCAUCAUCAUCAUCAUCAUCAUCCUCAUGACUAUGAACAUUAUUUGGAACAUGAUCAUUAUCAUCAUCAUCACGAUGAAAUUACAACGGUAGCUCCUCCACCACCACCUCCACCGCCGCCACCACCACCCCCGGAUGCAGGUACAGCACGUGUCAAAAAUUACAGCUACUACUACAUUAGCCGAACGCUUUGGUACGUUCCACUGUACUUCACGCUGUAUUUUUGUUUCUAUGUGUUGAUUUUGAUUCUACGAUCCAUUGCUCGACACAAGGUGAACAUCCCUAAUCAAUGGGUUGGUACGAGAUCGCUGGAAGCAAUGCCAACUAUGACGAAUGCACAAGUAGCCGAGAAGGUAGACAUGCUGACAAAUUUCGUGAUGAGACAAAUUGAGGAUUUUAAGGACAAAUAUGUUGGAUAAUGGUGGUUGCUAGGAAUUAAUGAUUGUUAAUGGGCCUAUAGCAACCGCAACUGGGGUUUUUUCCAUAUUGAUCUCU
Molecule: messenger RNA, 1552 nt
Organism: Malaya genurostris
Lineage: Eukaryota; Metazoa; Arthropoda; Insecta; Diptera; Culicidae
Exons: 5
Coding region: 1-1476 (491 amino acids)
Source: RefSeq, a predicted model, not a curated record